This is a messenger RNA of Trichomonas vaginalis G3, 1026 nucleotides long. RefSeq names its product diphosphomevalonate decarboxylase protein. The transcript has a single exon. Gene Ontology annotation, biological process: isopentenyl diphosphate biosynthetic process, mevalonate pathway; isoprenoid biosynthetic process. NCBI's taxonomy places the organism in Eukaryota, Parabasalia, Trichomonadida, Trichomonadidae. Bases 1 to 1026 code for a protein of 341 amino acids. The record is from RefSeq and is a predicted model, not a curated record. Gene Ontology annotation, cellular component: cytosol. Gene Ontology annotation, molecular function: diphosphomevalonate decarboxylase activity; ATP binding.
AUGAGUACUUCAAAUCCAACUCACACAAGUCAUGCGGUUUGCACUUCUCAUCCAAAUAUUGCAUUAGUUAAAUAUUGGGGCAAAGAAAACAUUCCAGAAAUCACUCCAAUUCAUGGCUCCCUCUCAGUAACAUUAAAUUUUGGAGUAACUACAACAAAAGCUGAAUAUUCAUCAGAUGAUGUUGAUCAUUUCUAUUUAAAUAACAAAGAAGCUGAAAUUACUUCAAGAUUAAAAACAGCCAUCGACUUUUUCAAUGAUAACGGAAAAUUACACUUCAAUAUUACAUCAGUAAACUCAUUCCCAACAGCUGCAGGCCUUGCAUCAUCAGCUGCAGGAGCUGCUGCUUUUGUUGGUGCAUUAGCUUCUUUAGUAGGCAAAACAAACAAUCCAAUUACAUACUGGAUGCAAAAGGGAGUUGAUCUUACAGCUCUGGCCAGAAAAGUAUCAGGAAGUGGCUGCAGAUCAAUUCAUGGUGGAUUUGUUGAAUGGGUACCCGGAACUCCAUCAGAAUCCGUUGCCAAACAGAUUGCUGAUCAACACCAAUGGGAAGAUUUCGUUGUUUUUUCAGUUAUUGUUUCAUCUAAAAAGAAAGACGUUCUUUCUACCAAAGGAAUGCAAAGUACUGUUGAAACAGUACCUUGGAUACACUGGAGGGCUCAAGAAGUCGUUCCAAAACGUAUUUCUGACGCUAAAAAGUUUAUAAAUGAAAAAGAUUUUGCUUCUCUUGCAGAAAUCAUAAUGAGAGAAUCAAACGAACUUCAUGCAAACUGUUUAGCUACAUUUCCUCCUAUCAAAUACUUAAAUGACGAAUCAUUUAAGGUUGUUUCUGCAAUUCAUCAACUUAACGAUGAUCAUAAGAUAAAUAUUGCUGCAUAUUCUUUCGAUGCAGGGCCAAAUCCAUUUGUUUUUACAACAAAGGAGCAUGAAAAAGCUGUUCUUGACAAAUUACAUGAAAUAGGCAUUGAAGAAUCUAGUAUCACUCGUGCUACUCCAUGUGAAGGCAUAACAUGUACUUAUAAUGAAUAA